This is a messenger RNA of Darwinula stevensoni, 1569 nucleotides long. The record is from the annotation of a GenBank genome assembly. Lineage: Eukaryota; Metazoa; Arthropoda; Ostracoda; Podocopida; Darwinulidae.
AUGAGCUAUGUCCUUACGAAGCUGAACGAAACUGGCGAGACUGACCGACGUCGAGGGAGUGGAAGACCCCGAAGUGUCAAAGAUCAGGAUGUCGUUGAUCAGCUGAAUAAACUCUUUGCCAUCCAGGAAGAUCAACCACCCGGCUCGAAUCUUUCAGUGAGGGUAAUGUCCCAACGCAUUGGGGUUGCAAUAUCCUCAGUUCGCCGCGUGAUCAAGGAGGAUCUUAAACCCCGAGCGCAGUUAAAUGUGCAGAUGGCGAAAAGGUUUCUUGACAUAUUGAGGGUAGAUGAAAAUGCCUCAGGGGAUGAAAUCCGUUGGGGAGCGAAGAGGCGUAUCAUGGAGGUACUUGAGGCUUACGAGGUGCUGUGUGGCAAUAAGAGAAGAAAGAAUCAUGACAAACACAGAGAGGAGGGAUUCCAGAGUAGGGUCACUGGAGGAGGUGGUGGACGAGGAUCUGGAUUCACAUGCCCAAAAGAAACAUUUGCGGAAUUCUUCGGCCCUAACAAUCCCUUUGAAACCUUUAACAUGGAUAGGCCCGGUCAAAAGGCUUCUGAGAAACCCAGUCACGAGAAUGUUGAUGACCUUUUGGAUUCCUUUGGUUUCCGUGGAUCUCGUGUUGGUGACGGGGAUUCAAACUCACGUCGUUCAUCCUCUAAGGGAAGUUCAAGCCAGGGCCAAUCCAAGCCAAAAAGUCAAGAUCCUCCUAUCGAACACGAUCUAUAUGUUACCCUGGAGGAACUCCAAGAAGGCUGUGAGAAGAAGAUGAUGAUCACUCGAAAAAUGACAGGGAUAGAUGGAAAGACGAAGCAGGAAUCCAAGCUCCUCAUCGUCAACAUCAAGCCAGGCUGUAAAUCCGGGACAAGGAUCACUUUCGAAGGAGAGGGAGAUCGAGGUUCACGCGGGAAUCCAACAGAUGUAGUGUUCAUCAUUCGGGAUGAGCCUCAUCCCCUCUUCAAGCGAGAGGGGAGUGACAUCAGAUACACAGCCAAAAUCUCCAUACAAGAGGGCAAAGCGGUGUGUUCUACAAAACCCUCGGGAGAGGAACUUCCAACGUUCAAUUCCCUGUUCCCAGAUGUGAAGAGUCACUAUGUUCCCUCAGAGAAGGCAGUUUCUGACGAAGACAUCGCUUUUCUACAUGCUAAAUUGAAAGAACUAAAUGUGAAUUGUCCUAUGAAAAACUGGUACCUUCAUCUUGAACCCGAGUUCAAGGGUCCCGUCGCGCCUUCUAUCGAAGACUUUACUACUCUUUAUCUACGUGAUCCAGCCGAGUUCUUCAGUGCCUUGUGCCUGUCUCCUGAGGGAAUCCUUCAAGUUCAGCGAGACACCACAGGACAGCAACAAAAUCCCAUGUGGAAUUUCUUGCGAAAAAACAGGAUAACUGCCAGCAAUUUUGGUGUAAUACUGUCGGCUGUCCGAAGGCAGUCAUAUCCUCCAAGCCUGUACAGGUUAUGUGAGGGGUACGACUUGAGCACGAGAGAUGCCAUCAUAAGGGGUCAAGUGCAUGAGGACCAUGCAAUCCGUGAGAAUGAGAAAAAGAAGGGCAUAAAAGUGACACAGACAGAACUUUGA